Molecule: messenger RNA, 1251 nt
Organism: Penicillium canariense
Lineage: Eukaryota; Fungi; Ascomycota; Eurotiomycetes; Eurotiales; Aspergillaceae
Product: Zn(II)2Cys6 transcription factor
Exons: 3
Coding region: 1-1251 (416 amino acids)
Biological process (GO): positive regulation of transcription by RNA polymerase II
Cellular component (GO): nucleus
Molecular function (GO): transcription cis-regulatory region binding; zinc ion binding; DNA-binding transcription factor activity, RNA polymerase II-specific
Source: RefSeq, a predicted model, not a curated record
AUGCCAUCACGGCCCAACAGCAGCCGACCUGGAUGCUGGACGUGCAAAAAGCGCCAUCGCAAGGCUCGUUGUGACGGGUCUCGGCCAACAUGCCACAAAUGUGCUGCAUAUGGCGAAGAAUGCGAAGGGUUCGGAUCGCGGCGGUUGGCGUUUCGUGAUAGUACACCCAAAGUACAGGAGAAGCAUAGGUCUCACCGGCUGACGACAGCAUCAUUCCGCUCCUUCGGCCAGAAUUCCCUCCCCGCAAUAUCCAUGAAGGAUCGGGCGGUGCUCUGUGAAUUCAUCGAAUCGGUUGCUUCGAAGCUCGCUUUGACUGACUCGCACAAUAUCUGGCGCGAUGAUGUCGCUCAGAUGGUAUCAGAUGAGAGCAAUCAUAGGCUCCUAUUGCACGCUAUUCUUGGCGUGACUCUCAUGCAUCGGACGCAUCUCGAGUUUCGGAUAACGCCCGAUGCAGUCAUGCACUACGAUCUCGCAGUGAAGAACCUUCAGCCCGCUCUGGAACCGGCCGACUUGCUCCGAUCCUCACAACUAGAUACAGUUCUGGCCACGUUGUUCUUGCUUGUGUGGUUUGAGAUACUUGCACAAGACUGGGAAAAAUGGAAUGUGCAUCUCGCUGCGCUGGCCAAUUUACUCAACGGCCUGGAUCCUUCACAGAUUGCCCACUCUCGAUUUCGACAAGUUUUGCUCAGUGCUGUCGCAAGGCUCGACGUGCCUAAUACCAUAUGGAGGCUGAAUCCGCCCCUGCUUAACCGGUCACUUUACAAACUGCUGCGAUCCCGAGGUCAACGGAACGCAGAACCCCAAAGUCUCGACGACGCUGCCGUCCGCGCCUUUGAGAGCUUACAUGCGAUCAUGGGACAGUUUGCAGGUAUCUAUGCGGACUGGCUUCGCGGCGUGUUGGCAUGCUCCGAAGUGGCAGCUUCCAUGCUGGGUAUACUGGAGGAUCUCAACCUAUGGCACAGGAGCCUUCCGCGCGACCUGCAAUUGUCUGGCGACAUCAACGCAACCUCAGCGACUCCGAAAACCCCAUUACAAUGUACGCUUCUGGUUCAUUAUCUUUCCUCAAAGCUAUUUGCGCUUUACGUUCUCAAUCCGGACUGCUCAGCCCCGGAUGACACAGCUUAUCCGUUCUGUCACCAGAUCGCACGGAAUAUUUGCACCCUCAUUGAUGGGCUUGGGCCACCGGAAAGGCGCAACUUCACUCGUUUCCGGGGGAGAUGUUGGCAUGAUCCUGCCUCUCUCUAUUGCUAG